Messenger RNA from Cyprinodon variegatus (sheepshead minnow), 3477 nucleotides. RefSeq lists its product as uncharacterized. Gene Ontology annotation, molecular function: protein binding. Gene Ontology annotation, biological process: regulation of apoptotic process. The transcript has 21 exons. The record is from RefSeq and is a predicted model, not a curated record. Bases 112 to 3477 code for a protein of 1121 amino acids. NCBI's taxonomy places the organism in Eukaryota, Metazoa, Chordata, Actinopteri, Cyprinodontiformes, Cyprinodontidae.
AGGGACUGAAUCGCUCUGCAGAAAGUUCAGAUUAAACUGUGAGCUGGACUGGUUCCACAGUUAUUCCACAGACACAGAAAGGCUCUGAGUGGGUCUGGUUCCUGUGGGAGGAUGGAGAGGCCAGAUGAGGAUCCGGUCCCUGGAGCUGAGGUUCUGUUCCGACGGAGGAGUCCAGGGGAGGAGAAGCAUCUAUCAGAGGAGCAGCUGAAGGUUUUAAAGAUGGAGUCUGAUGUUGAGCUGCUGCUGGAAACGCUGACUGGAAUGACUGAGGAGGAAUUCAGAGUCUUUCAGGAGUUCCUCCAGAGGGACAUGCAGACCUUCAGCUCAGAUGUAGACCUCAGAAUCAGGCUGCACAGGGCAGACCCCAGGAACGCCGUGCUGAUGUUGGUGGAGGCCUGGAGAAUGCAGUCUCUGGAUAAAACAAAGAAUAUUUUAAAGGAGAUGGGGAAGAUCAGUCUGGUUAGGAAGCUGUCAGACAGCAGACCAACAUCCAAAGAAACAGAAAUUGAUAAACUUCCAACUGCACUGAUCCACAAAGUGGCAUCGAUGGCCGCUGCCAGAGAUCAUCUUUCAGAAAUACUGGGGGCUCUAAAUCAGGAAGAAUUCCAGCUCUUCACAUGGUCUCUGCUGUUCACUCUCUUUCAACGGGGUCUCCGACCUUUUCCAUCUAGCAGCAGGUUGUCGUUGAAGAAGGAGAAGUUAGCGGAUGAGCUGUUGGCUCGAUGCGGCCGACAGGCCGUGGAGGUGGCCACCGAGGCUUUAACAGGCAUCAGCAUGUCUGAUUUGGCUCGCAGGCUGUCUGACGGCUGCCCAAGAGGAAAAGGGAAACAGGAAGUAAUUUGGCCUGAACUGAACGACAAAGUGGACCAGUUAGAGUCUGUGAUCCAGAAGCUGAUGGAUAAACUGGCUCAGCUGAGUCUAAGAGAACUGGAGGUUGUGAAGAAGAAAGCUAUGUUUGAGAUGCGUUCAAAGCGACAGAGUUUAUACUCACAGAGUUUAUACUCACAGAGUUUACCUUUCUGGUUUCCUGCUGUGAUCAGAGACCCAUUUGUCCUGAUGGUUAUACUGGUUCUGGCCUACGGCCAACAAUCUGAGGAUAAAAUAUCAGACUUUUUAACCCCUCCGAUAUGUUCUCCUCUCAGACCCGGAAAGUCCAGCUCUGAAACUGAAGUGGAUGAAAAACGAUCAGCUUUGAUCCGCAGAGUGGCGACCUUUUCAGCUUUAAGACAGCUGCUGGUGGAAAUACUUACUGAGCUGAGUGACGAUGAGCUCAAAGAAUUUACGGCGUUACUGAAGGUAAAGGUUAGGUGGAGUUUUCCUCAACACUUGCUGUUGAACAGGUUAGAUAGAUCAGAAAUAGUGGAUCUGAUGAUGGAAGAGCUGGGCCUGCCGUCUGUAGACGUCACCAAGCAGCUUCUCACAGAACUGAAGAGGACAGACCUGCUGCAGAGGUUCCCUGCAUCCCCACAGCAUAAAGAGAAUCUGUCUGUGGAAAAACCAGCGGAUGCAUCGGAAACCAAUGAUCCAGAUGUGAGGAAACUUCUGGAAGUGUUCAUGGAUCUCAGCGACAUGCAGCUGGAAGUUUUCAGGAGGAUUCUCCAGAAGCGGGUCUGGAAAAGAGGCUUCAAGUUACUCCUCAGACACCAGGAUGAGAUGACAGAGAGACUGAACCUCGCGGAGGUGAUGGUGCAGCUGCUGCAAAAACAAAGCCUACAGGUUGCCAUGGAGAUUUUACAGGAGAUAAACAGGACUGAUCUCCAGCAGAAGUUGUCCUCCAGCAGCUCUGCACCUGAAGAAUCUCCGUCUGAACCUCCAGAGAAAAGUGGAAAUGUUGAGGAAGAAGCCAGCGGAUGGACGAAAGCUGAACCGACAAUCACAAAUGAGGAGGAGGUUCCAACCUACAGCUUCUCAUCUGCGGCGGGACAGUUUGAAUGCAGCGUUUCUGCUCUGCGAUGGGUCUGCAAGGACAAAGUGGACUUUAAGUUCCAGUUCUGCUCCUGGCAGGGAAACAUGGAGAGGAUGAAAACCAGAGGAUUCACACCUGCAGGUCCUUUACUCAACAUCACCGUCAUUUCUGGAAAGAUAAAUGAGGUUUUCCUGCCUCACUGGAUCUGUAUCGAUGAAAUUCCCAACUUGUCAGAGAACUUUUCUGUCCUGCACAUGAAUGACUGCGGAGAUGUUUUGGAGAAAGUAUCUACUGUCACAGCAACGCAUGUCGGGCUAAUGGAUCCAGUUUUCUCUACUGUGGCAGCUCUGAUAUAUUCCAUAUUUGGAUCUAAAGUUAACACCAAAUUGUUGAUUUAUUAUCAGCCCCUCCAGCCGUUCCUCAAACUCCGUGUCUACCUGAUCCCAAAUGAUCCUGCUCUUCAACAGUCGGUGGAUAAGGAAGAAUCAUCAUCUGGCUUUGAAUUGAUCAAAAAGCCUCGACCUGAUCGGUCUCUAAAGAUGCAGAAGAAAUUUACUCUUAAAGCUUCUUUGGAAACAGCUGAGAUCCAACCACAGAAAUUAACCUUCAGAUAUGACGGCUCAGUCCCAAACUUCUACGAGGUGUAUAUCGGAAACCCAAACCGGACCUUUGAUCUUACCCUGCUGUAUGCUGAAUCAGAAAACAAGGAACAAAUUCUAGACCCAGUUUGGACGUGCCAAAUUCGAAGAGCAGCAAGCCUACAGUAUGGAUCCACCUGCUUCCCUUCCUGGUUCCCUUCCUGCUCCUCUUCCUGCUCCUCUUCCUGCUCCUCUUCCUGCUCCCCUUCCCGCUUCACCUUCCUGCUCCCCUUCCUGCUCCCCUUCCUGCUCCCCUUCCUGCUCUCCUUCCUGCUCCUCUUCCUGCUCCCCUUCCUGCUCCUCUUCCUGAUCCCCUUCCUGCUCCUCUUCCUGAUCCCCUUCCUGCUCCUCUUCCUGAUCCCCUUCCUGCUCCUCUUCCUGAUCCCCUUCCUGCUUCACCUUCCUGAUCCCCUUCCUGCUCCCCUUCCUGCUCCCCUUCCUGCUUCACCUUCCUGCUCUCCUUCCUGCUCCCCUUCCCGCUCUCCUUCCUGCUCUCCUUCCCGCUCUCCUUCCCGCUCUCCUUCCCGCUCUCCUUCCUGCUCUCCUCCCUGCUCCCCUUCCUGCUCUCCUCCCUGCUCCCCUUCCUGCUCACCUUCCUGCUCCUCUUCCUGCUCUCCUUCCUGCUCUCCUUCCUGCUCCCCUUCCUGCUCCCCUUCCUGCUCCCCUUCCCCUUUGCAGAAACUGAUGAUUAUCCCAAAUCAGGCCCUGCUGAAGCGGGUCGCGGUUCUGCAGGAGCAGCUGCUGCAGCGUCUGGAGAACGGCGUUCUGCAUCCAGAGACCUACAACGACAUCAGAUCUCUGCCGACCGCCGAGUCUCAGAUGAGGGAGAUUAUUAACCACCUAAGUGCUGGAGACGAAUGCAAGAAUAUUUUCUUCUCCAUCCUUCAGAAGAACGAACGUUUUCUGGUCUCAGACCUGCAGAAGGAGGACUAG